Nematostella vectensis (starlet sea anemone) is the source of this 10872-nucleotide messenger RNA. RefSeq lists its product as uncharacterized. Lineage: Eukaryota; Metazoa; Cnidaria; Anthozoa; Actiniaria; Edwardsiidae. Bases 285 to 2003 code for a protein of 572 amino acids. Gene Ontology annotation, biological process: G protein-coupled receptor signaling pathway. Gene Ontology annotation, molecular function: G protein-coupled receptor activity. The record is from RefSeq and is a predicted model, not a curated record. Gene Ontology annotation, cellular component: membrane. The transcript is spliced from 4 exons.
GGAUGGUUUGAUAAGAUGUGGAAGGUGUGCCACUUUCUAGUUGACUACCGACUCGGCAUCAGUUAUCUGCAAAAAGUAGACUCCAUAUAAAAAGAAGGCCGAUUCCACAAGAAACAUUUAUUCGGGUGAGUCUUGUGAUCAUCACAGCAAGCGAUAUAUUUGAUUUCCAAAGCCUGAAUUUUGGAUUCUUUCAAGCAUAUUGAUUUAGAGCGCUUGCGAAAAUUUUUUUUAAAUUACGGAAUUGGUUUGAAAAAAAAAAAGGACAAUCGGAACGUCAGGAAGAAAUGGCCUCAUGGACAAAUUUAACAAACUCAUCUGGUAUCUUCACCCUAGAGCUCUGCCACCAGGUGAAUAAAGGCGACAGCAGCACCUACGAAAACGUGCUUGUGGCUUCUUGUGUGAUCAAUUCGGUGUUCGGUUUGAUAUCCUCUUGCGCUAACUUCUUUGUAGUUCUUGUCAUCGCUAGGACCACGUCACUCCAUACGCCCUCGAAUCUUCUCAUCCUUGGACUGGCUGCCUUUGACCUUGGGGUUGGAUUACUAGUUCAACCUUCGUUCGUUGUUAGGUCGUACGGGGAGCUUACAAAAAACUCUAUGGUGUUUUGCUACGGCUGCAGGAUCUCCGAGUUCACUGCUAGCUCGGUGGCGGUUGGUUCCGCUUUGGUAUUGACUUGGAUAUCUGUUGAUCGAUAUUUGUCCGUGAGACUUCAUCUGAGAUAUCGUGAAAUCGUAACUCCGACAAGAACCUGCCAUGUGCUUCUAGGAACGUUCUUAGCCGCUGUCUGUAUAGCUUUUUGGAGGUAUUUUCUCCCUCAUACUCUUGCUUUGUCGCUUAGCAUUAUUACCUUCGUUAUAUUGCUGGUAGUAGUGAACGUAUUUUGUUAUGCCAGCGUUUUUAAGACAAUCUAUCGUCUCUCGAGAAAAGUGUUCUCGCUAGAAGGUUUAUCUAGGAGCUAUCUAGAGACCUCGCAAUCACAAAGGGAUAACCUGCAAGAGUUGGCACAAACUUCAAACCGAAGACACGAACAAGGACUACAAGCAUCACAUUCUGCUAAGCUGCAGCAGGAACAACAGCAACAACGACAACAACAACAGCAGAAACGACAACAACAGCAGAAACGACAACAACAACGACAACAACAACAGCAGAAACGACAACAGAAACGACAACCACAACAGCGACGUCAACAACAGCAACAACGACAACCACAACAGAAAAGUCAACAACAACAACAACAACAACAACCGCAGCAGCCCAGUCAUGGACAGCAAGAACCACAUCAGAGAAGGCUUUUUCAGAAUGGACAACAAGCCACACAUGAAUCCGAACAGCUUCGAUUGCGAGAACAAAAAAACAAGCUCAAGCAAAAUAAAAACAAGAAAGAUCCGGAAAGCGUCGCAUCAGAUAUCAUAACUCAAGGCAGCCCGUGGCAACCACAAAUACCAACACAGGGGCAAAUAAGCGAUUAUCAGCAUCUGGGAGCUUUUGUUAUUUCCCCGUUGGUGCCAGAAGUCCCAGGAAAAGAAAUACCUUACCAAGAUAACAAUCCUCUUCAGAAAGCACAAACAAUGAUAGGCUCAAUUGUAUCUCCGGAGGGAUAUAAGGGACAACCUUCCAAAAGACGACUGAAAAUACUCCAACGUAUCAAUGUCCUGAAGGAGAAAAAGAACAUCUUCACCAUAUUGUACAUUAUACUGGCGUCCGCUAUUUUCUAUGUUCCUUACAUCUUAACAAUGAUUAGCAUAGCCUUAUAUGGGUUUAUUCUACCUGUUCGAUGCAUGUUCUCAAUUGCGACAACCCUCGUUUUCCUGAACUCGUCAGUGAAUCCUGCGGUUUAUUGCUAUCGCAUCAAAGAGAUUCGCCGCGCGGCCUUGAAAACGCUGGGCGUGGAACAAACACGUGGCGCCAGGAUCCACCCGCUGAACAAGAAGAUUCACCAGGAGAACACUGGGCGUGGCACAAACACGUGGCGCCAGGAUCAACCCGCUGAACAAGAAGACUGACCAGGAGAACAAUGGGCGCACAAACACGUGGCACCAAUAUCUACCCGCUGAACAAGAAGACUGGCCAGGAGAACACUGGGCGUGGCACAAACACGUGGUACCAGGAUCUACCCGCUGAGCAAGAAGAUUCACCAGGAGAACACUGGGCGUGGCACAAGCAUGUGGCGCCAGUAUCUACACGCUGAACAAGAAGAUUCACCAGGAGAACACUGGGCGUGGCACAAACACGUGGUACCAGGAUCUACCCGCUGAGCAAGAAUAUUCACCAGGAGAACACUUGGCGUGGCACAAACACAUGGCGCCAGUAUCUACACGCUGAACAAGAAGAUUCACCAGGAGAACACUGGGCGUGGCACAAACACGUGGCGCCAGGAUCUACCCGCAGAACAAGAAGAAUGACCAGGAGAACACUGGGCGUGAAAUAAGCACGUGGUACCAGGAUCAACCCGCUGAACAAGAAGACUGACCAGGAGGACACUGGGCGUGGCACAAGCACGUGGCGCCAGUAUCUACACGCUGAACAAGAAGAUUCACCAGGAGAAUACUGGGCGUGGCACAAACACGUGGUACCAGGAUCUACCCGCUGAGCAAGAAUAUUCACCAGGAGAACACUGGGCGUGGCACAAACACGUGGCGCCAGUAUCUACACGCUGAACAAGGAGACUGACCAGGAGAACACUGGGCGUGGCACAAGCACGUGGUACCAGGAUCAACCCGCUGAACAAGAAGACUGACCUGGAGAACAUUAGGCGUGCACAAACACCUGGCGCAAGGAUCAACAUUACAAUGUCGAUCAAAUAAUACAAUAGGCUAUUAUUAUUACAUCUCCCUUCUUAAAGAAUUUGAUUUAAAAGGCAUUUAAAACAAAUUAAUAAAAUAUACAAUGUUUGCGUUAUUUACACGCUAUAUUCUAAAAGCUGAAAUAAAACGAUUAUAGUGUUCAUAGUCUAUAUCAAAAAUCAAAUCUAUUCGUCGUACCCAUAUCUAGUAGGUGCGUUGCGAGAUCUGUUUGAUCGGCGAAGUUCGGGUUGUUCUUUGGGUGCCGUUGGUUGUUCCGUAGGAGAGUCGGGCUGCUCUGGUUCUGGUAGUUUUACUUCGGGAGCUUGUUCGUUGGUCUUAAGAAGGUGUCGUCGAUUUCGUCUUAGCUCCUGACCUGUCUCUGUCUGUAUGAUGUAUGAGCGAGGAGUUCCAGCUUCUUGUUUGACAGUUGCUGGUAUCCAUUUCUUCUUGUCAUAGACUCUCACUCCCUCGUUAGGUGUAAGGGGUGCUAGUGGUUUUGCACCUCUAUUGAAGUAUUUGGCUUGUUUGUCUUGACAUGCCUUUAGCUCUUCCCUAACGCCAGUAGGGACACUAGGAACUAGUAAUUCCUUGUUGACAGGAAGCUUAGAUCUUGUAGUGCGGCUCAUAAGAAGUUGAGCAGGAGAGUAGCUCAUUCCUGUUACUGGGGUGUUGCGAUACUCCAGUAGUGCAAUGUACGGAUCGUCAGAUUUCUUCAGGAUGCGCUUUAUUAUCUGUACAGCCUUCUCGCUGCGUCCAUUGGACUGUGGAAAUCGGGGACUACAUGUUGUAAGUUUGAAGUUCCAGUCUUUGGCGAAAUCCUUAAAUUCCUUUGAGUUGUAUGGCACGUUGUCUGCCACGAGUUCUUCAGGAAUUCCGUGCCUUGCAAAGAUCGAUUUCAUGUGUGAUUUUACUGUAGCGGCUGUCUUGUCACGCAAUAGACAAACUUCAAUAAAUUUAGAGUAGUAAUCAACUACAACUAAAUAGUCCUUUCCCUUAAGUUCCAUUAGGUCAGAUCCAACUUUUUGCCAGGGUCGUUCCGGUCGUUCAUGUGGUAGCAUUGGCUCUUUGAUGUUCUUAUGCUGGUGUUCCAUGCAGACUUUACAUUUGCUGACUUUUUCGCAGAUGUCACGCGACAUACCAGGCCAAUAAAUAAUAGCUCUGGCACGCGCUUUGCUUUUUUCUAUGCCGAGAUGGCUUUCGUGAAUGAGGUUUAACAUCGUUUCCCUCAUAGAUGUAGGAAUAAUUAGUUGAUUUCCCUUAAAAAGUAAGCCUUCAGCCUCACUAAGUUCGUCUCUAAUUGUCCAGUAAGGUGCAAUGAUUGGUUUGACCUCUCUCUUGUGGCUGGGCCAUCCCUUAAUUAGUUGUUUUCCUAACUCUUGUAGGGUCACGUCAUUUUCGGAUGCGUGUUUUAGCUCUAAGAGCCUGUCAGUUGUCGCCGGGAUUUCCUUGACAAAACUGUGGACACAAACUUCAAUGUCCUCAUUGAGAUCCUGUUGUUCGUCCGUGUCUUCAAUCAGAAAUGCCCUUGACCGGGUACAAAGCGUACAGUGAUGUUGUAUUUCUGUAAUCUGAUAAGUAGGCGUUGAAUGCGACAAGGUGCUUGAGAUAAUGGUUUAGCCAUUAUCGCCUCGAGUGGCUUGUGAUCGCUGUGCACGAUUAUGUCAUUUCCGUAGAUAAACUGGUGAAAUCGCUCGCACGUGAAGACGAUCGCCAACAGUUCCUUUUCGAUCUGGGCGUAGUUUCUCUCAGCAUCCGUGAGUGAUCGUGAAGCGUAAAUUACAGGGUGUCCCUCCUGAAUCAAACAUCCUCCCAUUCCGUUUUGUGAGGCGUCACAUUGUAUAACUAUUUCUUCAUUGAUGUCAAAAUAGCGUAGUACUGGGCUAUUUGUUAGCGCUUCUUUUAUCUUAUCCACUGCUUGUUUGUGUUCGUCAUACCAAACCCAUUGUGCGUUCUUCUUUAGAAGUGACCUCAAAGGUGCCGUGAUUUCUGACAUAUUCGGUAUGUAUUGUGACAGGUAAUUGACCAUGCCAAGUAAUCGUUGUAGAUCUUGUUUGGUUUCCGGUUGUGGCAUUUCCUUAAUUGCCUUUAUUUUCUCUGGGUCAGGUUUAAAUCCGUCGGCUGUGACAAUAUUUCCAAGAUAUUUGACUUGAUUCACGCGUAGUUGGAUCUUGUCACGGUUAAACCUGAUGUUACGUUUCCUUGCGCGUAGUAACACACGGCUCAGAGCUUCGUCGUGCUCCGCCUUGUCGCUCCCUGCGAUGAUGAUGUCAUCGUGUACCGCUAAAACUCCAGGAAUGUCACUGAAAUUAUCAUCAACCAUUUUCUGUGCUACAUCAGCAGCUACAGAAAUUCCAAAAGGCAUUCUAUCGAACUUGUGUCUCCCGAAAGGCGUGUUGAAUGUGCACAAGUACGAAGAUUCCUCGUCGAGUUUCUUGUGCCAAUAACAAUUGGACAUGUCAAUCACGGUGAAAAUCCUUUUUCCGCUCAGUUUGCUUGACAAUGUCUCUGCGGUUGGCGGCUUGUAGUGCUCGCGCUUGAUUGCAUUGUUCAGUUCCUUUGGAUCUAAACACAGACGCAAGGUUCCGUUUUUCUUUUCUACGAUAACUAAACUGCUAACCCAGUCUGUCGCUUUUUCCACUUUGCUUAUGACACCCAUUCUGGUCAACUUCUCCAGGGUUUCCUUUAACUUGGGCAUCAGACUAAGGGGUACCUUGCGUGGCGGAUGGAUUGUAGGUUGAGCCUCAUUACUCAAAGUGAUAUGGUACUCGCCAUCCACGAGUCCAAGUCCUUCAAAAACAUCAAUGAAUUCGUUGAGAAUUUCUGCAUCUCCUUUGCUUAUUUCGCUCACGUUUCUGCCGAUUCUUAUCAGUUCUAAUAUCCGGCAUGUCUCUAGACCGAUAAGGGGUUUUGCUUUGUUAGCUCUGACAACAUAGAAUUCCGCGGCUAACUCAUUUCCGUCGCGUCUCACAGCGAGAGAACAUUUUCCCAACAGCGGUAUUUUCAUUCCACCAUAGGCACUCAGCCUGAUAUUUGCAUCUUGUAGCCUUGGUUUUUGCGGCAGUGAGUUGUAAAUUUCUUCUGGAAUAACAUUGCAUUGAGCUCCAGUAUCAACCUUGAAUUUGAUAUCUUUGUUUUCCAUGUUUCAGCCUGAUAUUUGCAUCUUGUAGCCUUGGUUUUUGCGGCAGUGAGUUGUAGAUUUCUUCUGGAAUAACAUUGCAUUGAGCUCCAGUAUCAACCUUGAAUUUGAUAUCUUUGUUUUCCACGUUAAGGGUAACAAAGAGUUCAUUGGCGUCGCUUUUUGUUGAGUCGAUCUCGCCAAGAAAUAACUCGUCAAUUGAGUCGUCGCUCUCUGAGACGCUGUCCUUUUCCAAGUCGUGAACUUUCUUGGGCGGGACUUCCUUCGACUUGCACAUAGAUGAAAAAUGAUUUUUUCCGUUGCAUUUGAAACAUUCUUUACCAAAUGCUUUACAUUCUUUUGGCUUGUGGGAGGAACCGCAACGUCCACACGUUUUCCUGUCCUCUCUCUUAGGGUUACGCUAGUUAUGCUGUUUUUGGUUUCUCCUAGCUGUUCCUCUUUUGUUUAGGGCGGCUGCUUCGAGACUUGCACCAUCUUUCAGAUUUUCUAUCUGCGUUUUACUCGUCUCGGCGGCUCUAACAGCAUUGAUAGCAGUGUUAAGGGUCAGUUCGGUGUUUCUGAGUAGUCGCUCCCUAAUACUAUCACUAUCGAUUCCACAAACAAUCCUGUCUUUAAUAAGACUGUCUUGGAGUGUUCCAAAUUCACAGGUCUUGGCUUUGGACCUUAGAUCUGUUACAAAUACGUCGAUAGACCGACCAUUUUGUGCGCACGAGUUGAAAAUGUAUCGCUCGUACGUCACAUUCUUCUUUGGCGUGCAGUAUGCCUCAAACUUGCUGAUUAUCGGUUCAAGUUUGUCCGUUUCAUUAUAUGCAAAAGUGAAAGUGUCGUACACUUCUAGUGCGUCUUCCCCAAUCGUGUGCAGGAAUAUGGCGCACCUAGUAGCCUCAGGCUUCGACUCCGCUCCACUCGCCUUUGCGUAGAGGUUCCAUCUCUGACUCCACUUUCGCCAAUUUUCUGCGAUAUUUCCUUCCAACUUCAGGGGUCCCAUUGGUUUCAUGUGUUCCAUUUUGAGCACUUUCUGACACCAUGUAAUGAUCCGAGCUUUGUAGAAGAUGAAGGAUAGUGUAGGAUGGAUAGCGGAAUAACGUACUCCAAGGGUAGUGAUUGAAUAGUGUUUAUUGAUGGUCGAGCUAAAGCUUAUACGUGAUUACAAAUGGGUGCGGUUAUCUAGUAUUGAUUACAAUGUCGAUCAAAUAAUACAAUAGGCUAUUAUUAUUACAAACAUGCUGAACAACAAAACUGACCAGGAGAACACUGGGCGUGGCACAAGCACGUGGUACCAGGAUCAACCCGCUGAACAAGAAGACUGACCAGGAGAACACUGGGCGUGGCACAAACACGUGGUACCAGGAUCUACCCGCUGAGCAAGAAGAUUCACCAGGAGAACACUGGGCGUGGCACAAACACGUGGUACCAGGAUCUACCCGCUGAGCAAGAAGAUUCACCAGGAGAACACUGGGCGUGGCACAAACACCUGGCGCCAGGAUCUACUCGCUGAACAAGAAGAUUCACCAGGAGAACACUGGGCGUGACACAAACACGUGGUACCAGGAUCAACCCGCUGAACAAGAAGACUGACCAGGAGAACACUGGGCGUGGCACAAGCACGUGGCGCCAGGAUCAACCCGCUGAACAAGAAGACUGACCAGGAGAACACUGGUCGUGGCACAAGCACGUGGUACCAGGAUCAACCCGCUGAACAAGAAGACUGACCAGGAGAACACUGGGCGUGGCACAAGCACGUGGCGCCAGUAUCUACACGCUGAACAAGAAGAUUCACCAGGAGAACACUGGGCGUGGCACAAACACGUGGUACCAGGAUCUACCCGCUGAGCAAGAAUAUUCACCAGGAGAACACUGGGCGUGGAACAAACACGUGGCGCCAGUAUCUACACGCUGAACAAGAAGAUUCACCAGGAGAACACUGGGCGUGACACAAACACGUGGUACCAGGAUCUACCCGCCGAGCAAGAAUAUUCACCAGGAGAACACUUGGCGUGGCACAAACACAUGACGCCAGUAUCUACACGCUGAACAAGACGAUUCACCAGGAGAACACUGGGCGUGGCACAAACACGUGGCGCCAGGAUCUACCCGCAGAACAAGAAGACUGACCAGGAGAACACUGGGCGUGAAACAAGCACGUGGUAUCAGGAUCAACCCGCUGAACAAGAAUACUGACCAGGAGGACACUGGGCGUGGCAAUCUACCCGCUGAGCGAGCAAGAAGAUUCACCAGGAGAACACUGGGCGUGGCACAAGCACGUGGCGCCAGUAUCUACACGCUGAACAAGAAGAUUGGCCAGGAGAACACUGGGCGUGGCACAAACACGUGGUACCAGGAUCUACCCGCUGAGCAAGAAUAUUCACCAGGAGAACACUGGGCGUGGCACAAACACGUGGCGCCAGUAUCUACACGCUUAACAAGAAGAUUCACCAGGAGAACACUGGGCGUGGCACAAACACGUGGCGCCAGGAUCUACCCGCAAAACAAGAAGACUGACCAGGAGAACAUUGGGCGUGGCACAAGCACGUGGUACCAGGAUCAACCCGCUGAACAAGAAGACUGACCAGAAGAACACUGGGCGUGGCAAUCUACCCGCUGAGCAAGAAUAUUCACCAGAACACUGGGCGUGGCACAAACACGUGGCGCCAGUACCUACACGCUGAACAAGAAGAUUCACCAGGAGAACACUGGGCGUGGCACAAACACGUGGCGCCAGGAUCUACCCGCAGAACAAGAAGACUGACCAGGAGAACACUGGGCGUGGCACAAACACAGGGCGCCAGGACCACGAAGUUUGAAAAGUCAUAAUAGGUGACUUGUACUAAGGAAUCAACUGACUUAUUGGGGUGCUCAAAAAGCUGCUCAAAAAGCAAAAAGCAGCUUGUAAGAGACAUAAAUGUGGACUUUAGAAGCACACUAGCAUACACACAUUGGCACCAGUCUGGCCAAGACGGGACGCUAGCACAGUCACUGGACGAAAUAAAGAAUUUAAGUGCAUUUAAGACAUAUCCGAAAUGUACCUUAAAUUUACUACUGUCUAUAUGUUGCAUUUAAAGGCCACACUUAAAGUCAGUAGUGACUUUAAAAAGAUUUAAGUGUUUAUUUAAGGAUUAUUAAAUGUACUAAUAACUUUAAGGUCAAAUUAAAGUUGUCUUAAAGACAUUAGUAACUUUAAACAACUUUCUUGCUCUUUAUUGAUUACUUAUAGUUAUCAAGAGAUUUAAUCUAGACGAAAUAAAGAAUUUAAGUUACAUUUAAGUGGGGCUCUUAUAGUCAGUAGCAACUUUAAGUAAAUAUUGAUUGUUAACUUAAAUUCCUUUAAAUGUAGUAUUGACUUUAAGUAACUUUCUUUGCCUUUAUCGAAAACUUAUAAUCUUUAGGAGAUUUAAGUGUCUUUCAUUAGUUCUAAAUUUCAUCAUAUUCGUUGGACUUAGAAAAUAUUUUCCGUAGUUUAGAAGUUAAUUUAGUUUCUUAACAUAAUAUUUUUUGGCUAAUAUCAGGAACGUUUUAUGAAACGCAUAUAAAUAGCUUAUAGAAUAUUCGUUUUCUUGUUUAACCAAGUGAUUUGUAUUUUGGCAGAAAGAAAAAGCGAUGAAAAAUUGAUAUUCGCAUUAUUUUAGGAUUACUUUGCCUUUAGCAGUAAUAAUAACAGCUUCACCGGCGGAGAGGAAGUCAGUCAUAUGCGAGAGAAAGUGACGCGCAAGCGUAUCUAUUGUUUUCCCUUCACGUGACUACCACGGCGGGCUAUUCGCAUAGCGUGUUUAUAAGUGUGACUUUGGUUCAUCUAACUUCUCUCUAAAUCCACGCCAAAAGAUGCGCUAUUUCUUUCAAUGACAUCAAAUCGAAUGGCAAAGCCUACCAAUGAAAACAUGUUGACCACAUAACCUUCAAGUUUGGAGGGAAAACAGAGCUUUAAAUGCGGGAAAUCAGCGACUGCGUGCGUGAGGUGAGAAUUCAACAGUGAAGACAGAACUUGCUGAAAUUCUCACCGAAAGGGAGCCUCAGAGACUUUCAGCUGCAUUUAACAGUAUUUUCAAAGCCUGAAGGAUGACAUAAAUAGAAAGUAUGAUGGAACACUGGAUGCUUGUAGGAAAUCAUGCAGACAGUACCAGACAGUCUUCAUAAAACAGCAGAAAGUCCUAAAUGCUGUGGAGACUAUUAACUGGCCAGAGGAGAAGAAGGAGAGAUUUGCCGAUGUUCUGAAUGAUGUACAAAACAUUUCAUCGGAGAAGAGCGAGGAAGAGGGAGAUGGGGUUGCCUUCUUCUUUAAAUCAUUGAAUUGGGAGAGAAAAAAGCUUAGAAUUUUGAAGGUGUUAGAAAGCCAUCACUGAGAAUGUAACUUAGUCGCAGGGCUUUGCUCAAGAUGGCAAAGAGAGUGAGAGGAGUAAGACGAUCAGACAGGCCCUGUCCAGAGAACACCAAGAAAUAGGCAGUAUUAAAGCGAACCUCCAAUGAGAUGCUUGACGGCAGUGCACCAAGACCUCUACAUACCUCUACCCCGCAGCGUCCAACACAAUCCAAUAGUAUUUAGUCCAUAUUUGUCAGCAGAGAAUAGGGUUAUGUUAGUCUAUUUCUUUUUAUAUCAUCAAUACAAAAUAUUUUUUUAAUCAAAUACGAUUUACAAGGCUCUUGUUAAUUUUUGGCUAGAGCUUUUCAGCAUUUUUAAAUAAUUUUAAAUAAUUUUCAUGAUGCUUUUGUCUCUAUUCUACAUUUGUAUAUACAUAUAAAAACAUGGAUUAUUUCCUACUUUCAUAAAUAUGCUUUUCAGUCAAGCUGACUGUUUGAUUUUUGUUCUACAUUAGUUUUCGGAGUUAGCAUUUUAUCACAUAAAAGAUAGCUUUUUAGAUGUAAGUUAUAAGAUUUGUAUAUCAAAUCAGAUUUCAUGCCAUUAUGCACAUGUAAGAGACGACUGAGGAUUUAAAUAAAAAUAGAAUGGAAGCUAAAAAA